Hypanus sabinus (Atlantic stingray) is the source of this 933-nucleotide messenger RNA. Its product is annotated as eukaryotic translation initiation factor 4H-like. Gene Ontology annotation, molecular function: RNA binding. The transcript has 7 exons. NCBI's taxonomy places the organism in Eukaryota, Metazoa, Chordata, Chondrichthyes, Myliobatiformes, Dasyatidae. Bases 26 to 871 code for a protein of 281 amino acids. The record is from RefSeq and is a predicted model, not a curated record.
GGCACGCCCCCUGGUUGCCCUGGAGAUGGGGGCGGGGCCUCGGCCUCGGCCUGCCCGUCUUGUCCCCCUUCCCCCCCUCCCCGGCCGAAGGGAAGCGGCGAUGGCGGAGUUCGAGGAUUUCGAGGACCGGGCGUACAGCUGCUUCGGCAGCCGGAGGAGACCUCGAGGCGGAGGAGGAGGAGCUGGGGAUGGUCCUGGGCCUCGGCGGCAAAAGGAGCUCCCGACAGAGCCCCCAUUCACAGCAUUCGUGGGCAACCUGCCCUUCAACGCUGUCCAGGGCGACAUCGACCACAUCUUCAAGGACCUGCACGUCAGGAGCAUUAGGCUGGUGCGGGACAAGGAGACAGACAAGUUCAAAGGAUUUUGCUAUGUUGAAUUUGAUGAUGUUGAAACAUUAGAAGAAGCACUGACAUACGAUGGAGCGCUGUAUGGAGAUCGGACAUUGCGUGUGGAUAUCGCGGAAGGUCGGAGGCAGGACAGAGGAGGAUUUGGACGAGGAGGAGACAGAGGCCGAGGAGGACCCCGCUCGGGCCCACGAGGUGGCCGUGACGACGACUUUGGUGGAGGAUACCGCGACACUGACUUUGGCCGCUCUGGAGGGUUUCCCGCCAGCAGGGCUCCUGGAGACCGUCGCGGGAUGAUGAGUGGAGGGAGUGGCCGGUUCCGGGACCCUCCCCCUAGGUCGGGGGGCUCCUUCGACUUCAGAGAGCCUUCCGAUGAGGAGCGAGCCCAGCGACCCCGCCUGCAGCUGAAGCCCCGCACUGUGUCAGCUCCCCUCAACCAGGUGGCAAAUCCCAACUCCGCCAUCUUCGGGGGCGCUCGCCCCCGACAGGAGCGUGACAUCAAGUCUGAGGGGCGUGUUGGCUCCUAGUUCCAGCAACCCCCCUGCCCCCGCCCUCCCUUCCGCAUCUCUUGGGGUGGGCGGCGGGUAGG